AUGGCGAUAUCGGCGAGUAGCGACGCGUCAGCGAGAGCCAGUGCCGACCUUCUUGUUUUGAAGAGGAUAAAUACUCUCGACGAGGAGGUGGCGACCACCAACGCAAACUUACCGUCCCUGAAGAGAAAUUGCAACUCACUAGCACCCCGGAUCCGAAAACUCAAUAUGUCCGCGUCCACAGAAAUCGUGCGAAGCGUCAUCCAGCAGUUCGCCAACGCUGUUUCUGCGCGCAACUUCACCGCCCUCGCAAACCUAGGCGCUCCAGAAGCCAGCUACUUCGUUGCCGGCCUUCAGAAGAAGAUACCCCUUGCUGGCGACGCUCCUUACACCGAGCGGGUCGAGCAAAUGCAACCUAUCUUAGGUGGAAUGGAUACAUUUACCUUUAAGGUUCUGGGCAUAACCGUGGAAGGCGACACUGGAGUUUUGGAGGGAGAGCCGAUCGGCGAGGGUCCUGACGGAAAGUCGUACCGGAAUAAUGGCCUCAUCAAAAUGGUGGUGAAGGACGGAAGGAUUCAAAGUGUUCGGGAAUACAUCGACUUCGUCGCCCUAUACCAGUAUCUCGGGCUCGAGUUGUAG
This is a messenger RNA of Cyclocybe aegerita, 576 nucleotides long. The record is from the annotation of a GenBank genome assembly. Lineage: Eukaryota; Fungi; Basidiomycota; Agaricomycetes; Agaricales; Hemipholiotaceae.